GACAUGUCCACGAGCUGCGCUAGCCUGCGACAGCGUGAUCUGUCUUUUCUGAAAUAUCUUGUUAAUUAACCUAGGAAUUAUUCAGAGUCUGUUAAGGACUUAUUAGAGGAAGAAUGGUGAAAACAAGCUCCAAAUCAUCUCAUCAUAAGGAGACGAAUAGAUUCAAGUUUCAAACCUUCUCAGAUCGAAUAGCUCACAUUAAUAUCGAUGUCGUGCACAGGAGUAAGAAGACUCAGGCUGAGCCCCAGGAUGCAGAUUCAUUUUUUGCUGAAGGCUUGGCGAAGUGGAGAGAGCUCAAUUGCACUCAAGAUUUUGUCAACUUCAGCCAUGAGAUAUCUGAUCAAGUUCAGAGCUUUGCUCAACUUGUCCACUUUGAAGACCAGAUAGUCUUGGCAUUGCAGACCCAUCUGAAGGUACCCAACAGCAUGGCUUAUAUACCGUUACUUGACCUCGUGGUUCAGCUUGCGAGAGAUCUCCAGACAGACUUCUACCCUCAUUUCAAAGAUUUCUUUGAGAUUGUCGUUUCUCUCUUGGACACCCAGGAUACGGAGCUGAUAGAGGGCGCUUUCCAAUGUCUGUGUUACAUGUUCAAAUAUCUCUGGAGAUAUCUGGUUAGAGAUAUUCAAGACGUUUACAAGAUGUAUUCUCCUCUGUUGGGUGAGGAGCGUAAGGAGUACAUUAGACGUUUCGCUGCCGAGAGCUUUGCGUUCAUGAUGAGAAAGGUGAAAGAUCAUGGGGAUUUAUUUGACUUCAUGCUUGGAAACCUACAGGAUAGCCCUCAGCAAGCCAGAGGUCUAGGUCAUCUAUUGUUUGAAAUGUUGAAAGGAGUUAGACAUCAGACUCACUCGUCAGCUGUAAGGAUUUUACCUGUGUUACUGUCUCGUCUUGGUCCUUGUCGCCAUGGUAACGAGAAUGCAGUCAGUCUUCCAUGGGACUUGGUCCUGGAAUGCUUUCAGGAGAUGUUUAGGUGUCUUACUAAAUAUCUGAAGAGAGAGCAUAGCCAGGUCAUAUGGGAUGCACUAUUGAAUGAGGCAUCGUUUCUUGAAGGCCAGACCGACGCUGCUGGUCAGUUGGACAGCUUGGUACAGCUUCUUGACCAGAUGACCAGAUUUCGCAAUGGAAGUUUGAUUGCAAAUCCAAGACAACUCCCUCAGUAUGCUGUAGAAGCUGUGAAGCAGCAAUCACUGCCAGAAGCCUAUGGGAAGACGUCGCUUAGUCUUGUCUCCAGCCUACUGCAAGCAACCAACGGAAAUCUACACCAUGAAGAUACCACUGCUCUUGUUGAUUCGGUAUAUCGGAGCAAUUACAGCAGUCAGCUUGUCUUUGAGUUCAGCCGCUCGGUUUUUCACAUCGAUAAUUUUGAAGAGGAUGUUCUACCCGCAUUUUGUGAAUACUGUCAUUCCAAGAUGGCUGCUCAGGAUACUGUUACCAUGGAGACGAUGUUUCUAACAUUGGCUGAUCUUGUUACCACCAAGCGGACGUCUGUGACGGUGGGAGAAGACAUCGUCGACUACAGUCCGUACCCGGUAGACUUCAGCCGACAAAUACACAUCAGUAAGGCCAAGAGGAAACAAGGGAAGAAGGAGAAAGACAGUGCAAGGAGUGUACCAGCCUACCUUACAUCGUUCCUUCACUGUCAUGAGGACUAUAAGGAAUCUCAUCUCUGGGCUGCUCUCGUCUGCAUUCCUCAUGUCAGACCUGUGGAUAAGUCAGAAUGCUGUAAGAAGCUCCAGGAUGUUGUGUUGCAUCUUCUUGAGGCUGCUCUGAAAUUAACACCACAAAAGGAAGAAACCAAGUUAUACAUCCUCUCACAAGCCAUCCAGAGUCUCCUUCUGACCAGAUCAGACUCACCCAGUUCAGUCCUGGGUGUAGAUAGAAUCAUGGCUCUUGUUAAACGUCACCCGUCCUCACCGUCCGUCCUCCUAGCUGUAGAUUGUUUUCUUAGCCUGUGUUCUAAGAUGGAUGAUGAUGAAAUCCUGACUUCUGAUACUUUAACAUCUCUUUAUGAAGUACUGGAACAGAACCUAUCAUUACCACAUAGUCAGGUUCGUCGGCUUACUCUAAGAAUACUUGACAAGUUUCCUGUUGUCUUGCCAGCUAUCGAAGACCAGACAAUGCCACCAGUAUCAGUCUUCAGACUUUGCCUGGAAGCUGAAGAGGCUCCGGUAACGGUAGAUAAGUACCGUGAGAAGCUCAAGUGUUUGGGUCAUUUACAGUAUAACACCGUGAAGAACAAUAUACCAAAAGGAUUUGAAAAGGUUCCUUUGAAGUUCCUACUUGGACAACUGUACAUCAACUUCCAGCUCUUAUGGGAGCCAGUGGCUGACCUUAUCAAGUCACAUGCCUAUGGCAUGGAGAAGGUGUCUUUUUGGAGUGUUUUCACCGAAGCCCUACACAGCGCCGCCAAACUGAAUGAAGACAACCUCUUCUACCAUCGAUCAUCAUCUUUCUAUCAAACAUUGCACACCGCCCCCCAAAAGCAUCGAGUCACAACCGUCCAACAUGGAAGACUUUUUCAUCGUCGCUACGACGAUGAUAUGCAGAGUUCCGAUCGGCCGGACCACAUUAAUUUUCGACGACUGUUGUGGAAGGCGAUGGAGGGUUUCGUUGUGAAGGCGGAAGGACGAUCUCGAGAGCUCUCGCCACUCUUGCUUCGAUUCAUCAAGAAUGAGUAUUAUGUGACUGAUGUGAACAGUGCCCCCACUCAGGACCUACGACUGGUCAAGAAUGAACCGACCAGCCAAUCAGGAGAUGAUGAGGAGGAUGAGAAGGAAGAUCAUAAAGGAAUGAAGAAACGACCGGUCUACAGGUCUAUCCUAGCCCAUCUCCAUCUAUUCAGCAAGUACAAGGAUCCUAAAUCCCUAUAUCUUGAGCCUCAACUCAGAACACUUUACAUGAACCUGCUCUCAAGUAGAAACGCAGACAUUCAGAAGGCCGCCCUCGCUUGCCUGUAUACGUACAACUACAGAUAUCUGAUGCCGUACAAAGAACAGCUUGAUGAGUUAAUGGAUGACAAGCUCUUUAGAGAUGCUUUGGUUCACUUUGGUAUUGAUGAAAGCACUGGUAUUGUUGACCCUCUCCACAGAGAAGGACUGCUGCCUAUUCUUUUCAGGAUCCUGUAUGGGAAGAUGUUGAGUAAGACAAGCCCUGGAACCCAAGGCAAAGGAGGUAUAGCGAUCAGGAGAUCGGUCAUUCUUAGGUUCAUCGCUGGUUCUACCCCGGAAGAGAUGAAGGUCUUCAUGGACCUUGUAAUGGAGCCUUGUAAACAUCUUAUCAAAGAUGAUCUACGUACCAUGCGAUCUGAGUGGCUCUCACAAGACCUUGGUGCAGUCGUUCCACUCAGAAAACAACACAGUAUGCUAGACACCAUCGGAGUAAUCUUCAGUAAACUAGGUCAUCUGAUGGACUCAUACCGCCCUCUGCUGUUCCGUUUGAUCACAUGUGCCGUGGCCAGCUACAAUCUGUUGUUGUCAAGGAGAGAUGAACUUCAGCUGUUCUGUAGAAACCAAGUGAAGAAUCUACGUCAGGUCUGCAUGCAGAGACUGAUCGAGUUCUUCGGCCGAUUCAACGAGUAUCCCUACUCGGAGACUGAGAUUGACGCUGUGUUUGAGGGAGCUGUGUAUCCUCAGUUGAAGGAGCUGACUUCGCAGAGUGUAGGGGCUCCGUCACCGUUACUCAGGCUAGCUUUCACCUGGAGCCAGUACACUAGAUACCACCAUCUACUAAUAAAGCCCCACCCCGAUGACCUCAACGUGACCUUACUGCAUCAGGUCAUAGGCCUUCUCUCGGUUCCCAAGGUCUGUCAGCCGGUGGUUGCCAUGGUGAUGGACAUCAUUGAGAAUCUUCUGAUGUUGAAGACCGAGGAGGAGGAGGAGGAAGUUGAGGCCGAUCUUCAGGACGAAAAGGAAUCUAAACGGACAGGUGGUCUGAGCGCCGGCAUAUCUAUGCUUCUACCUCACAUUCCAGCUAUUUUGACACAUCUCAAUAGUGCAAUCAAAAUACAACACAAGCCUGGAUCAAAGACUACCCCGUCAUUGCCUGUCAAAGAGUUAGGCAUCCUCUAUAAGAUGAGUGGUUUUGUUGAAGCGUCGGAUCUUUGUUCAUCUCUCGUUGGAUUGCUGCUGCCGUACCUUCAAAAGUCAGCUAGAAUAUCAGAGAAUACAGAGGUUGAGAUCCUGAGUACUAUCAAAAACUUGAUGAAACUGAUAGAUGAUACAAGCUGCUUCCUAAACCCAGUAUCCCGGCUUCUCUACCGCACAACAUCCCGCACCUCGCGCCUUGUCCUCGUCCAAAUCUUCUCCGCCAUGGCCACCAAAGACUCCGCCCUCGACGACAUCGCCCGCACCGUAUCCCGCCUGAAUGCGUGGGACAGGAAACGCUUGGAUGAACCCGAUUACACGUUACGUCUGAAAGCGUUCCGACUAGCCAAUCAGAUGUUGGAGGAUGAUAGCCGGAAGUUGGACGUGCGGUUCUUUACUCCUCUCAUCCACAACUGCUUCUAUUUCAUUCUCAAGAUUGAUGACAUGGCGUUGAGGGAUAACUCUAGCCACAUGAUCAACGGUGUCAUCAAGAAGCUCCAGAAGGACGACACGGCUUUCGUGACGAUCGUUGAACAUACCUUUAUCCCAGCGUUGAGAGAUGGUCUGAGGGCUAAGACAGAGGUUGCUCGCCAUGAGAGUUUGGCCAUCCUCUCUCAGCUGGUCCAAGCCUUCCCCUCUCAUCCACACUUUGAGACCAUGUCGGUGCUUCUUGAUCCUGACGUUGAAGUAGAUUUCUUUGAGAAUAUCAGACACAUACAGCAUCAUAGAAGAAUGAGGGCGCUUCGUCGCCUCUCCAAGUUCUGCCAAGAAGGGAAGCUAUCGGGGAAAGUCGUCCAGCAUUUUCUCCUUCCCGUGGCGACCUCGAUGAUCUUUGACCCCGAGGUCGCGAAGAACAUGAACCUGGUGGUGGAGGCCAUCGCGGCUGUGGGUGGUAUGGCUACCGUGUUGUCAUGGCAACAGUAUCUAAGGCUUCUAACCCAGUAUCUGAGGUUGCUCAUGAGGAGCGUAGAAUUUCAGAAGUUGGCCGUCAGGUUGAUUGUUGCUGUUUUGGAUGCAUUUCACUUUGAUCUUUCAAUGUCUGCUGGACUAGAAGACAAGGAGAAACCAGUCACACAAGAUGAAAAUCAAGAUGGCCGCGAUGAAACUUCCACCGGAGAGAAAGAGAGUACCGAAGCCAAGGAAGAUGGAGAUGAUGUUGAUGAUGAUGAUGAAGAAGCUGAAGAAGAAGAUGAGGAAAGCGAAGAUGAUAGUGGUAUAGAUGAAGAGAAGGAUAAGAUAGAGAAAGAGAAGGAGAAACAGGUCGCCAUAGCAACUAGGAUUCAUCGUACCAUCGUCCGCAGCAUCCUGCCUCAGCUUCAUAAGAUCAUCACCAAGAAGACUAGAAGCGAAGGAGAACACAAGAAAGCAAGGAAUAAGAUCGCCCAGGAUGAAGAGGUUCUAAGAGUACCCAUAGCUCUAGCCGUCAUUAAGCUGCUCCAAGCACUCCCAAAAGAAACUAUGGAUCAACAUCUGUACAGUGUGCUGUUGAAGGUGUGUCAGAUGUUACGAAGCCGUUCCCUGGAUAUCCGUAACAUCACCAGGGACACUCUGGUCAAGAUCCUAGACUCGUUGGGUGUGAAAUACUUUGGUCUUAUCCUCAAGCAGCUCAGGAACAGUCUUACAAGAGGGUUUGAGCUUCAUGUUCUCGGUUUUACUGUCCACCUGCUGCUCAAGAACAUCUCUCCUAAGUUGACCUCUGGUGACCUCGACCCCUGCUUAGACUCACUUACACAGGUCUUCAACCAAGAACUCUUUGGAGCAGUGUCGGAGGAGAAGGAAGUAGAAGGCAUUGUGGGAAAGCUGCUUGAAGCUCGGAGCAUAAAAGCCUAUGAUUGCUAUGAGGUGGUGUCAAAGUUCGUAGGUCAAGGGUCAAUCACAAAGCUGAUCACUCCUUUGAAAGAGAUUCUGGAUAGAUCCAACAGCCAUCGGGCGGUGAACAGAGUCCGGGAGACACUGCGGAGGUGCACUAUGGGUAUCCAAGAGAAUGCUGGGAUAUCCCAGGAGGCUUUGCUCAUCUUUAUCCAUGGACUGACAUCAGAAACGCUUCCUCUGCUCAAACCAACUGCAAAGAAUGAGAAGAAAGACAGCGUGAAGCCACAUGAACGACCGCCGAGUACGUACUUAUUACUCCCAGCACCAACAAGAGCGGGUCUGGUACCCGAGACUAGCACCAAGACUCAUAUUCAUCUGCUCGUUGAGUUCGGUUUACAGUUGCUAAACACCAGUUUGAAGAGAUCCAAGUUUGUACCAAGUAGCGAGGAGCAUCUUGGGAUGCUUGAUCCAUUCAUAGUCAUCUUGUAUCGGUCGAUGGAAUCGCAACAUACGCGGGUCAUCACAUGCGCACUAAGAUGUCUAAGCUGGCUGCUGCGUUUUCCACUGCCCUCGUUGGGCAAAAUGAUAAAGCAACUGACGCAAUCCCUCUUUAGACUGCUUCGUAAACAUGCAAGAGUCGGGGCAGCGAAGGGCGACAACUUUGAGCUCAUGGUUGUCACUUUCAAGGCUGUGACGGUUCUGAUCCGUGAUGUCAAACUCUACACCAUCAAUGAGAAGCAAUUACAAGUCCUGCUUGCCUACGCAGAAGAGGAUAUUCAUGAUUACACAAGACAGGCCACUGCAUUUACAAUGCUCAAGGCCAUUAUGACUCGGAAGCUCGUAGCUCCUGAAAUCCACGGCAUCAUGGGUAAAAUCUCUGAGCUCUCCAUCACGCAACAAUCUAAUGCUGUCAGAUUACAAUGCAGACAGGUGAUGCAUCAGUUUCUACUAGACUACCCACUGGGCAAGAAGUUAAAGCGCCAUCUAGAGUUCUAUGUGAAGCAGUUGAGUUUCAGUGUAGAGUCUGGACGAGAGUCCGCCUUAGAGAUGUUAGCGACCAUCUUCUCAUCCUUCCCCCAGAAACUUCUUGUAGAGCAUGCUGGAUUGUUCUAUAUCCCCAUGGCAACGAGGCUCGUGAAUGACGACUCGGCUAACCUCAGAAGACUCAAUGCGUUGGCAAUCGUCAGUCUGCUUGAGAAGUUAAGCCUGGAGAAGCGUGACGAGUUGUUUGGCAUAACCCUUCACUGGUUAAAAGACAUCAAACCCUCUCAUAAGAGAUUAGCGGCUCAGCUGAUGGCUAUAUUUGUGGAUGCGGAGAGAGAAAAUUUCAGUCGACGUCUUUCAGAGAUACUACCCGUCAUCACGGAUAUUAUCAAACCUGAAAAUUUGAUAGAGGAGGAACUAGGAGAGGAGAAUGAGGUGAAAGCUCAAGACCAUCUCAUGUUUCAUAUCAUGUCGGCUCUGUGUAAAAUCACCAAACAAUGUCGGCUUUCUACCUUUAAAGACCAACCUGAAACGAUCACAUCUAUGUGGGAAUCUCUGGAAUCGCAUCUCCUGCACCCUCACUCCUGGGUCAGACUGAUGGCUGCCAGACUCUUCGGAGAACUCUUUGCUGCCUGGCAGCCGCAUCAUCUGGUUGCCAUAGUAACGGGCAAAGAUACGUCGGAAGCUGCACCCGUCACCCCUUCAUCUGAGCGACAUCAGAAGAAGAAAAAAAAGAAGAAGGGGAUGACGGUUGCGCAAGAUGGAGGAGAAGGUGGCGUCAAAGCAGACGACGGUAAGAGGAUGGAUUAUCUCCAUGGUAACCUGGUGCAAAGGAUGCUGGGAUUGGCGGAUAAGUUCUGUAAGCAGCUUAAUUCAAGCAUGGUCACCAAGGAGUUGGCAGAACAGGUGAUCAAGAACCUCAUUUUCAUUUCCAAAGUGGUGAGGAGAUUGAAGCCUGAAGAUAAGGUAGAACAGAUAGAAGAUGAAGAUGAAGAAGCGGAAGAAGAGAAGAGAGAAGGAUCGACAGAAGAGCUGAAUAUGUCAUUGCUUGUUAAGAGGAUGAGCAGGAUAGCAGCUACUGAGGUUGCAAAGACUCCAAAGGUCACCCUAAAGAGGAAGUCGGUAAUCAAGUGGAUGGCUGCAAUUGCGUUAGACCUAGGUCAAAGUUCUCUACAGUGUUACCUUCCCAGCAUGCUUCAUGUUGUGGGACGAGAGGUCAAUGAUCGGUCAGCCCAAGCUGAUCCUGAACUGAAGACGCUAUGUCAGGAGGUCCUGGAAUUGUUGAAGAGCCUAGUUGGAUUAGAUGUAUUCUCAGAAGUCUACGCGUCAGUCCAACGUGAUUCCAGUGAAACCAGGUUGGCCAGGAAGAGGAAGAGGGCUUUAGAGGCUGUGGCUGAUCCUGAGAAAGCGGCUCUGAGGAAAAUGAAGAAGCAACUCUUGAAGAAGGAAUCAAGGAAAAGAAAGCUCCAGCAAAUGAGACCUACGUAUCAUAUAACUAAGAGACCUAAGAAAACAUGAGAGUAGCCCAGGGGAUGUAUUUAUCCUAACGUGUGAUGGAAAUGGAUUGAUCCUUGUAAGAUACAUGCAUGAUUUAUUAUCAAUAGGUCUAAUGCCAAUUCGUCCGAUUACCAACUCUUCUAAUAUCACUUGGACUACCAUCAGUUCGUCCACUAUCAACAUGGCCUAGUGCCCAUUUUGUCUAUAACCAGUUGGUCCAAUAGCAAUUUGGUCUCAUUGGACUUGGUGUUAAUUGGGCAAAAUGAAUGAAAAUAGAAUGGAUAUUACACCAACUGGCUAUGAGACAAAAGCCAGUGUGGCUUUGGUAUCUACCCCUGUGCAAACUUUACAUGAAUUGGAAUUAAUACAAGAAUCAUGCCAUCAAACAGUAUUUGUAUUUCAAGUCUUUUAAUUUCAAUAAUUUUAUAUAUAUGUAUAGAUUACAGUAUUUUAUACUGACAUUUUCAAAUCUACAUUAUGUGCAUCAAUUUAUGUUUAUGUACAAGCUUUAUUGAAGCUGAAGUCCAUGCCAGCAAACAUUUGGUUGAAUUAAGAAAAUUAAACAAGCAUAGCAGUGAAAAUGUAGAAAGUGGAUAUACCUCAAAAAAUAAGAAAGUUAAAACAUUUAAAAGUUUUUCUUAUUUCUAAAAAAAUAGUGGUUUGCAUAUCAUAGGCUUUAUGGAAAUGAUGUCACACACUAUUUCUUUUAAGGCCUGGUCACACCGCCCGAGCAUUGUUGGAGCGGUAGGGAGAGGGGUACAAUUUUA
Messenger RNA from Lytechinus variegatus (green sea urchin), 9139 nucleotides. It is a transcript of the gene utp20, whose product is annotated as small subunit processome component 20 homolog. Gene Ontology annotation, cellular component: small-subunit processome; nucleolus; 90S preribosome. The record is from RefSeq and is a predicted model, not a curated record. Lineage: Eukaryota; Metazoa; Echinodermata; Echinoidea; Temnopleuroida; Toxopneustidae.